Molecule: messenger RNA, 602 nt
Organism: Ochlerotatus camptorhynchus
Lineage: Eukaryota; Metazoa; Arthropoda; Insecta; Diptera; Culicidae
Gene: APC10
Product: anaphase-promoting complex subunit 10
Exons: 2
Coding region: 24-581 (185 amino acids)
Biological process (GO): anaphase-promoting complex-dependent catabolic process; protein K11-linked ubiquitination
Cellular component (GO): anaphase-promoting complex
Source: RefSeq, a predicted model, not a curated record
UUUGGUAAAAGUUUAAUUCAAAAAUGAGUGUGAAAACAGGUGCAAACGUUUGUCCCACAACCGAGGAAAGGUCCGGCGCUGUUCGGGAAGUCGGUUCUCAAGCGGUGUGGAGUUUGUCUUCUUGUAAACCCGGUUUCGGCGUGGAACAGUUGCGAGAUAAUUCGAUGGAAACGUACUGGCAAUCGGACGGCCAGCUGCCGCAUCUGGUCAACAUUCAAUUCCCCCGCAAAACCACGGUAAGUCAGAUCUAUAUUUAUUCCGAUUACAAGCUGGACGAGAGCUACACUCCGAGCCGGAUUUCGAUCCGCUGCGGGACGCAUUUCAACGAUCUGCAAGAGGUCGAAGUGGUGGACCUGUGCGAACCAUCCGGGUGGGUGUGUAUUCCGAUCAAGGAGGUACGGGACAUUCCGAUGCGGACGUUUAUGAUUCAGAUUGCCGUCAUUAGCAACCAUCAGAAUGGGAGGGACACGCACAUGCGGCAGAUUAGGGUCCACUCGCCGACGGAAGGGACGACCUAUCCGUUGGAACAGUUCGGCCCGUUUAGUACGAUCGAAUUUCAGCAGUUCCGCACGAUACGGUAGAUUAGAUUGGAAAAGUAUAAA